Miniopterus natalensis is the source of this 1307-nucleotide messenger RNA. RefSeq names its product sulfotransferase 1C4-like. NCBI's taxonomy places the organism in Eukaryota, Metazoa, Chordata, Mammalia, Chiroptera, Miniopteridae. Gene Ontology annotation, molecular function: sulfotransferase activity. The record is from RefSeq and is a predicted model, not a curated record.
CCCAUCCAAAGUCCUAAACAUUUCCAGCUCUGCCCGCAGCAGGCCCACUGCCACUUUCCCUUCAUCAGGCCGCUGCCAGGCUUCCUCGGCAGGGCUUGCGGUCAGAGUUUUGCAUUGUCUGUACUGUAUCAAAAACACAGCUUUGUGCUGACUAAAAGCUCACGUUUUAGCUGGACUAGUGCUCUGAUUUCUGACACUAAUGGCCUUAAAGAAAAUGGGGGAUUUGAAAUGUGAUGGAACAGAGCGCCUGACUUUCGGCUAUGUGAAGGGAAUUCUUCAGAGCACGAACACCUGUGACAUCUGGGAUCAUAUCUGGAACUUCCAAGCCAAGCCCGACGAUAUACUGAUCUGUACCUAUCCUAAAGCAGGAACAACAUGGACGCAGGAGAUAGUGGACUUAAUACAAAAUGAAGGUGAUGUUGAAAAAACUCAGCGAGCACCAACUCAUGUGCGAUUUCCUUUCAUCGAAUGGGUAAUCCCAUCCAUAGGAUGCGGUUUGGAACAAGCUAAUGCAAUGCCUUCACCACGGAUCCUGAAAACACAUCUUCCCAUCCACUUGCUGCCUCCAUCUUUCAUAGAGAAAAACUGUAAGAUCAUCUAUGUAGCAAGAAACCCCAAGGACAACAUGGUUUCUUAUUACCAUUUCCAAAGGAUGAACAAGGCGCUUCCGGCCCCAGGGACCUGGGAGGAGUAUUUUGAGAAUUUUCUGACUGGGAAAGUGUGCUGGGGCUCUUGGUAUGACCACGUGAGAGGAUGGUGGGAAGCCAAAGACCAACACCGCAUGCUCUACCUCUUCUAUGAGGACCUGAAGACGAACCCAAAGCGUGAAAUUCAGAAGCUGGGAGAAUUUAUUGGAAAAAGGCUGGAUGACAAGGUUCUAGAUACAAUUGUCCAUCAUUCUUCAUUUGAUGUUAUGAAACAAAAUCCAAUGGCAAACUAUUCAUCGGUUCCUAUUGAAUUCAUGAACCACUCUGUUUCUCCAUUCAUGAGAAAAGGGGCAGUUGGAGACUGGAAGAAUCACUUUACUGUGGCUCAGAAUGAGAGAUUUGAUGAAGACUAUAAGGAGAAAAUGGCUAAUACAAGUCUGUCUUUCCACUUCCGAUUUGAGUAAGAGAGAAAAAAAAUUUGUUGGGUAACCAUCAAUAAAAGUUUUAUUACUCAGACCACACAAGGUUGGAUUCAAGCUCCCAGACAGAGUGUUUAUUAUGUUUUCUUUUGUUCUCUCUAAAAAGAAUAUGACAGUGUGCAGAGGUUGGGGGCAAGGUGGGAAGUGGAGCAGAACGGCAAUGUAGAGGGAUGGGCUUCAA